CCGGGGGCUCGCGCUGUGCGAGCACGAGAUGGGAAGGCGCGAAUUGAGCAGCAGGCAUAAGCAGUCCCAUGAAAGAGGGUGAACCGUAAACACUGGGUUUACUGUCUGGUUUCUACGUCUGGGAAGGGCCCCGUUGACCUGAGAGAGCACCACGUCUGGCAAUGCCAACAGCUGCCCCAUUGGCCAACCCUCAUUCAUGCAGUUCUGAUAUACAGUAAAAGCAGUGAUUAACCAUGGAUCCCCAACAUCGUCCGAGCGUCGAAAGCGGUGCCCAAGGCGGUUCCCGGGCUGGUUCGGGUUAUCUAUCUGAUGACUCGGAUGCUUUUAUCGCAGAGAUAACAAAGAGAGCAGGGAAGGCAGAGAGGAAAUAUUGGGAGAUGCCUCAGCCGCUGCGAACAUUUCUCCCAAUCCAUCCCGAAAAUGACCCAUACGGGUCCAAGAGGAACGCGCAACGCAUCCUGCAAUCGCGGUUGCCCGCCGAGGUUGGCGGCUGGAUUCGCUCCGUCGAGGGAUCCUAUGUAUGUCGCUGCGUCCCCGGUCUUCUUGUCUUUCUUGUCUUUCUUGCCUUUCUUACCUUUCUUGCCCCGGAAGCUUAUGUGAUCCAUCAGGGAACCGGUUUCAGAUGGUUGUGGGCUCCCAUGACGCUGGGCCACCCGCAUCACGAAGCCCUGUUCGACGCCUCGCCGUUCAAGAAGGGCAUGUACCUCCACGACGCAACGGGCCAGUGGCGGCCCGCCCGCCUCGAUCGGAGCCUCGUCCCGUCGUGCCCCGUCGUCGUACCCAAGAGCGCCUGUCGCUUCGUGCUCCCCUUCUACGAUCCGUGCUCGACAUUCGCGACCAGGCUGGCACAGCGGGAUCUCAAUCCCACACUCGUCAUCGACGAAGACGCCCACGCCGCGGCACUGAUCUACCUGUGCGGCGUGGUCCGGCUCGGAGACAAGCAAUGCCAGCGCUGCCAGAAACGGCGGAUCGGGACGACGACACCGCGCGACCCCAUCCCCGUGUGUGUCAGUGCGGCGCCUUACUUCCAUGGCAUCUGCGCGAACUGCUUCGCCAAGGGGGGCACGCUGCAGGAGAGGUUGAACCGUUGCAGUCUGUCGAAGAAAGUGGAGAAGACGGAACAAGCGAAGCUGAACCGUCUGGAAGGACCCGGGAUGCUGGGAGGAUCUUCCCCACCGAUUGUUGGUGGGACCAUCGAAGAGGUGGCGUUUGCGGAGAACCUCCUUUAGAAGAAGGGCGUACCACGUAGGAAUGGCGGUCUCCCAAACACACCACCAGUAGGCCGCGCGCCGAGACCGAGCGGCCCUAGUUCCGGGUGAAAUGAACGAACACAGGUUACAAGAGCAGGUAGGAGAAGC
Molecule: messenger RNA, 1358 nt
Organism: Chaetomium strumarium
Lineage: Eukaryota; Fungi; Ascomycota; Sordariomycetes; Sordariales; Chaetomiaceae
Exons: 1
Coding region: 234-1229 (331 amino acids)
Source: RefSeq, a predicted model, not a curated record